Messenger RNA from Xenopus laevis (African clawed frog), 2553 nucleotides. It is a transcript of the gene lmnb3.S, whose product is annotated as lamin B3 S homeolog. NCBI's taxonomy places the organism in Eukaryota, Metazoa, Chordata, Amphibia, Anura, Pipidae. Gene Ontology annotation, biological process: protein localization to nuclear envelope; nuclear envelope organization; nuclear migration. Gene Ontology annotation, cellular component: nuclear lamina; nuclear envelope. The transcript has 13 exons. Bases 392 to 2260 code for a protein of 622 amino acids. The record is from RefSeq and is a predicted model, not a curated record. Gene Ontology annotation, molecular function: structural constituent of cytoskeleton; structural molecule activity.
UACUGUGCAUAGUGAGCUAUUUUUGGGCUACUUUUGAAGUGCUUUUUGGCUAGUUUUGGGCUGGUUUUGUAGCUGAAUUGGCUGGUUUUGAAAAUAGUUGUAUUCAAUGUGCAAUUUACCACUGAACAUUACAUGGACCCUUGUAGAGCGCAAGGCAAGCGGAUAUAUGAUCAUACCAGGGCGUAGGAUUGCGCUUUCCUACGAGUAAGGCGGCCCGAGGCCGUAGCGCAAAACGGGUUAAGUAUCCUUCCACCUGUUGGUGCCUGACAGCUCUGUAUAAGGAACGCUCUCCGCCUUCUUCUGUGUAACAGUCCCAGACCAGAGGGGGAAAUAUAAGGGGGCUACGCCUCUCACGCCGGCUUUUGCCCUUUCUACGGGACUCAGAGACAAUAUGGCUACGUCCACCCCCAGCCGGGCCCGGGAACAUGGCUCCGCCGCCCCUUCUCCUGGUAGCCCGACGCGCAUCAGUCGUAUGCAAGAGAAAGAGGACUUGCGGCACCUCAAUGACCGUCUGGCCGCGUACAUAGAGCGUGUGCGGUCUCUUGAGGCGGACAAGUCGCUGCUGAAGAUCCAACUAGAGGAGAGAGAGGAGGUUUCUAGCCGGGAAGUGACCAACCUCAAGCAGCUCUAUGAAACCGAGUUAGCCGAUGCCCGCAAGCUGCUCGACCAAACGGCCAAUGAACGGGCCCGGUUGCAGGUUGAACUGGGCAAGGUCCGAGAAGAGCACCGACAACUACAGGCCAGAAAUAAUAAAAAAGAAACCAAUCUAUGUCUGGUCCAGAAUCAGCUCAGGGACUUCGAAAGUAAACUGAACACCAAAGAAGCCGAGCUUGCAACUACUUUAAGUGGCAAAAGAGGUUUAGAAGAGCAGCUUCAAGAGCAGAGAGCCCAAAUCACUAGUCUUGAAUCCUCUUUAAGGGAUACAACCAAACAGCUUCACGAUGAAAUGUUAUGGAGGGUCGACUUGGAGAAUAAAAUGCAGACUAUUCGAGAACAACUGGAUUUCCAAAAGAAUAUUCAUGAGCAGGAGGUUAAGGAGAUAAAGAAGCGCCAUGACUCGAGGAUUGUAGAAAUAGAUUCAGGCCGGCGGAUUGAAUUCGAAAGCAAACUAGCUGAGGCACUUCAGGAACUAAGGAGUGACCAUGAGCAACAAAUCUCUGACUAUAAGGAACAACUGGAGAAGAAUUUCAGUGCAAAGAUACAUUUUACUCUGGAUACAAUUGAGGUUUUAGAACAGCAAGGUGAGACUAAAGAACUAAAGAAUUUGAGUGAGUGUGAGAUCCAAGAACAGGUAGAUGCAAUGGAGGAGCAAGACCAGUUGGAGAAUGCACAGCUAGCAGCUGCUAAGAACAGUGAUUAUGCCAGUGCAACCAGGGAAGAGAUUAUGGCCACAAAACUAAGAGUGGAUAUGUUAACAUCCCAGCUGGGCAAGUAUCAGAGACAGAAUUCGGCGCUGGAGGUUAAAGUGCGGGAAUUGCAGGACAUGCUGGAUCGUGCACAUGAAGUCCACAGGAGGCAGAUGACCGAGAAGGACCGUGAGGUGACAGAAAUAAGGCAAACAUUACAGGCCCAGCUGGAGGAAUAUGAACAGUUGCUGGAUGUGAAACUGGCCUUGGAUAUGGAGAUAAAUGCCUACAGGAAGAUGCUAGAAGGCGAAGAGCAGAGGCUAAAGCUGUCCCCAAGCCCUUCUCAAAGAAGUACGGUUUCCAGAGCUUCUACAGGUCAAACAAGCCGCCUUUUACGUGGGAAAAAGAGAAAGUUAGAAGAAACUGACAGAUCUGUGACAAAAAGGGCUUAUAAGGUAGUUCAGCAAGCCUCUUCCACAGGGCCGGUGUCUGUAGAAGAUAUUGACCCAGAAGGGAAUUAUGUCAGGCUGCUGAACAACACAGAAGAGGAUUUUUCCCUUCAUGGAUGGGUAGUUAAGAGAAAGCAUAUGAGCCUUCCAGAUAUUUCAUUUAAACUUCCAUGUCGCUUCAUUUUGAAAUCCAGCCAACAUGUCACUAUUUGGGCUACAGGGGCUGGUGCGGUACACACUCCUCCCACCGAUUUGGUCUGGAAAUCUCAGAAGACAUGGGGAACAGGCGAUAAUAUUAAAAUUACUCUCCAUGACUCCAGUGGUGAAGAAUGCGCUGAGCGAACCCUUUAUAGAGUCAUUGGAGAAGAGGGUGAAACAGAUGAAGAUGCAGAAGAAGAGGAAUUCGAACGUCAGUUCCGUUCCCAGACAAAAAGAAGAAAAAAGAAAUGUUGUUCUGUUUCAUAAUGGCUUACUAGCAUCAAACUUGUAGUAAGCUACUGCAGUCUCACCAAUCAGUGGAUCCCAGUUGUUCCAUCAUGUAAUUAAAGGAAAAUCUGGAGGUUUCCUCUUCUACUGGAAAAUUUGGAUUGGGUUCGAUCUUUUUGCUGUUUACCGCAGAGCAUUUUGUUGGGCCUUUAUUCCCCUUGGAGCCUGAAGACUUACGAACUGAAAACGGAAAUGACGUGCAUUUCAUUUCAAGACUGUUGGAACCCAUAUAGUGUGCCCAUACUUCAAUUAAAUGGUUUUCCUCUGUAAAA